Molecule: messenger RNA, 4021 nt
Organism: Anguilla anguilla (European eel)
Lineage: Eukaryota; Metazoa; Chordata; Actinopteri; Anguilliformes; Anguillidae
Gene: ddi2
Product: DNA-damage inducible protein 2
Exons: 3
Coding region: 153-1847 (564 amino acids)
Biological process (GO): proteolysis
Molecular function (GO): aspartic-type endopeptidase activity; protein binding
Source: RefSeq, a predicted model, not a curated record
CGCGCUUCCUGCCGGAGGCGGAGCUUCCCGAGUGCGCCCGGCUGGCCUACGGGGCGGACAGCCGCGAGGACACGCAGCCCGAGGAGAUCGCCGACCGCGAGCUGGCCGAGGCGCUGCAGAGAUCCGUGCAGGAGAGCGAGCAGCAGUGAUGCAUGUGGACAGACAGCUGGAGAGGGGGCCGCCGAGCAGAUACUGAAGAUGGACAAACUACCUCAUCACCAGUCCAACCGUGCCCUCUAUCCCCCCCUUCUGACAAAACCUCCCUCCUGUCCUCCCCUUCCCCCGGCCACACCCAGAACCCCGCCCUGGACAGGUCUCAGUCUGCCCCCGCCUCUCUGCUCCCCCACCCGCCACAGGGGGCGUCUGCUUCAGGGUCCAGCCAAAGCCAUCCUCCCUUCCGCGGUCUCCCCGGACCUGCACCACCGGUCCCAGCGACCCCGGAGACCCCAGAACCAGAGGCCCCGCCCCAGGCCCCUCCUCCUCCCACAGCAGGCCCCUCCCCCCUCCCCCUACCCCUGCCCCCUCCCGCCUCCCUGGACCUCCCCAUAUCCGCUCCAAAGGUUUCUAUGAAUACGGAAGACGCCGAAAGUCUGGCUCCCACAGCCAUGGAAGUGGGGGCGGCGGGCGGGGGGGGAGGAACGGGUUCUCCCGCGCUCCCGUGUCCCUCCCCCCCUGAGCCCCCCACGCUGCAGACGGGGCGGGAGCUGCAGGAGACGCAGUCGACCGAUGCCAAAAACACUCACGCGUGCGUUUCGGGAGCGCAGGACGAGCAGGAGGAGGAGGAGGAGGGGCGCGGGGUGGAGAUGGACGCCGCUUGCGGUGAGCGCCCCUGCUCGGCUCCCCGCGACCCUAAACUGGAACCCGGCCUCGGUCUCCACGGGGGGGACCUCGCUUCCCAGCCCCGCCGCGAUUCCGGCCCCUCCUCCCACCUGGCCAUGGACACGCCCCUCGAGGCCCAGGCCACUCCCCCAGUGGAGAGAGACCAGCCCGAAGGGGAGCAGCAGCCAAACUUUGACACCAUCCCCUCCCUGGCCGCCGCCCUGAAGGAGCUGCACCAGCUGCUGGUGGCUAACAAACACAUGCUGUCCCAGGAAAGGAGCCCCACCCCCUCCCCGUCCCCCUCCCCCGCCUGCCGGGAAGACGCCGACGGGGUGGACGACGGUCCCGCCGCGCGGUCUCAACCCGCUGCGCUGGACUGCGCCCGGGCGCCAGCCGCCGCUGCCGAAACGGGCGCUGCCGGACUCGAGAGCGCCCCCGUGCCUCUCCCGGCCCGUCCGGCCGGCUCCCGGUCCUCCUCCAGCUACGCGGGGAGCCCAGGGGGAGGGGAGGCGGAGGCCAUGGACGGGGAGAAGGCGUGUGGGGACAGCGAGGCGGGCGGAGAGCAGAUGGAGGACGUGGAGCGGAGGGCUGGGUCGGAGCCGGAGGUGAGCGCCCCACCUCAGCAGGACCUGGAGCUCCGGGAGCCCCCCGAGGGCCAGCUGGGGCGGGGCGUGGCGGAUGGGCGAGCCGUCGGCCCCAACGCCCCCGACCCCCUGCCCUCUCCGAUGGAGGUGGCUCCCCCAAACGCCCCGCCGGCGACCGCGGACCCCCCCCGCGCCGCCCCGGCAAUGCCUGACGAAGACCCCCGCGUACCGCCGAACGUCUCCCGCCCUCUUCCUCCCUCCUCCUCCUCGGCGGCCCCUCCCCCGCGCGCUCCGAGCGAUCGCUUCCCCGCGGCGCACAUCCAGAAGAUCCAGGCGGCCGGUUUCUCUGCCUCAGAGGCGGCCGAGGCUCUGGAGCAGGUCCAGGGCCACGUAGAACUGGCGCUCCUCAUGCUGCUGGCCCGCAAGAUCACUGUGCCCUCCUAGACACCCACCCUCCGCAGGGUACCCAGCCGGAGCCAGGGCCCCGGCCUUUCACCCCCCCAACCUCUGUCUGCCCUCCCAUUGGCCUGUCAAGAGGAAAGUGCAGGCUCCUGGACUUUAUCGGGGACAAUAUGCGUGAUAGAAGUUCAAAAAAAAUUAUAAUAAUAAAUAAAAAUAAGUAAGAAUCUGGGGACGUGAUGUUCUUUCAUCGGCACGCCAGACGAUGUUGGUGCGUUCUGAAAAGUGCAUGAGCGUUUGCUGGCUCCGCAGCAGGCAGGUGUUUUAGGGUGGCAUGCUUUUUGGGGCGUGGGGUCGGGCAUGUCUUUGAGUUUUCCCCCUUUCUUUUACUUUUUGUUUUCUUCUCGUCACAAUACAAUGCUUGACGGCCAUCUUUAAUUCUCGUACAGAUUUGGGUUUUUAAAAGAGGAGCUAUGAAUCUUCUUGGACCUUGGGCUUAGGAAAAGACCAUUGCGGAUUGCCGAGCGCCAUUUUGUAGAGAGAAAAUGGAAGCUUGGGCUUUUAAUUGCACCUUGGGUUUUCUGAAAAUCUCACUAGUUUACCUUACAGUUAAUGUACAAUCUAUAUCUAAUUGGGAUGAGAUAUUAGUUUGUUUUUUCAGAAAUAAAAAGGCAGUUUUUUCAGAUUGAAGCAUCAGGAAAGUGUCUGGUUUGUGAACAAACACCACAGCAAAUGGGCCCGUAAGGGUCUAGUUUAUGAUUCCUCGGUAGAGCCAACCGAGCAUUUUCCUGUGGGUUUGUUUUUCUCAUAGAACCAAAAGGUGCCUUUUUACACUGAAAGAGUGCGGCAGCACUGGCCUGCACAAACAGGCCUUGACACAGGGCCGGGAGCGUGUGUCUCCCUGUCACAGUAAUACUUCUGUUCUGUGUAGAUUUCUCAAGUUCACUCCUCUUGUGAGCGGGGAAGAGAGGAGUAACACAGUUACAGGUGGCCUGACUGGCCGGUGGUCCUGGUAAAAUUGUGCCACUGUGUCAGCUUAAAAGGACCACUGAGGUAAAAAUUUCAACACAAAGGGGGUUUGAAGGUUUGGACUCGAUGGGAAGUAGUCUAUGGGAAUUCUCGCAUUCUCUGUCCUGACCACAUCCGCUUGCCUGCUGACCCCUAACAUGCACUAUUUUUUAACAUGAAGUGUUAAGGUUCAUAAGAACUGAGUUCAGUUUUAUUUGGAGUGGGAAAGGCACAGUUAGGGAUUAACACAGGGGUUUCUUUUGAAGGAGUUGAUAAGCACUCUAAUUAAUAAUAAAAAAAGCUCAGAGAACACGGUGGAGAGUGCUUGUGCUACAGGCAGGACUGAGGGGUAAUUGUGCAGAGGGGUUCCUACCCUUAAUUUUUUAAACUUUUUUUUGACAGAAGUAAGUCCUGUCAACUUAUGUGCUCGUAAAUUCAUCUAUUCAUGUAUUCAUGUAUUCAUUCAUUCAUUAAGUCAAUCAGCCAAUCAGCCACUCUUUAUUCAAUAGUUGUCAAUCCUGGAGAACUUGAGGAAAGUUGUGCUGUGAAAUGCAGAGUGAAGUGUGCAUUGAUUUUUUUUAUGAUUAUUAUUAUUUUUUUUAAUGCAGCUGUGUUCUUAUUGUCUGUAAAAUGCGAACGUAAGCCUGCUUGGGGUUGGUAUUACAGGAUGCGAGGCAGCAUUCAGGAAUGGCAGCGUGUGUGAAGUGCAUGGAAAGUUCUAGAGAGCAAGUCUGACCUCUGCAGCAUACGUAUUGCAGGGGGGGGCCAGACUAAUAUCAACUCCCCACCUCCCAACCCCCCCCCCCCCCCCCCCCCGGUUUUAAUCGGGUGUUCACUUUUCCCGGGGACGUGGGUAGCUUGUGCUCAGCCAGGAUUUUUACCUCAAUUCAGGGUUUUUCUGCGUUAACUGUGCCCCUGUCUUUCAACCUUUAGCUUUUGAAGUCCGUCUUUAAUCUCUUCCCUCAGUCUAGCUCCCUUAUCCAGCUGUCAAAAGUAUUCAUUCAUUCUGUCGAUUAGUCAACUAGAUUAUUUUGAAUUCUGAUUUAUUAUUAUUAUUAUUAUUAUUAUUAUUAUUAUUAUUAUUAUUAUUAAUAUUUUAUUUUUUUUAGAACUUGGUUCUGUACCAACAACAUUCAGGCCAUUUAAAUUCACUUUGAUCUUGUAUACAUGAGUAAAACAUACAAAUAAAGAAACUGGUUCUUUAUAUUUUA